Fusarium tjaetaba is the source of this 1104-nucleotide messenger RNA. RefSeq lists its product as uncharacterized. Lineage: Eukaryota; Fungi; Ascomycota; Sordariomycetes; Hypocreales; Nectriaceae. Bases 1 to 1104 code for a protein of 367 amino acids. The transcript has 4 exons. The record is from RefSeq and is a predicted model, not a curated record.
AUGAAGUCUCUUACAAGUAUGGCUAUCGCGGCGGCCUUAGCGCUUUUCGCCGGCUGGUCCUCAGCAUCCCCAACGUCAUACUGCAACGGCAAGUCCGACAAGGUGUGCUACACCUGGGCCGUCCCAGCCUCAGCAGCCUCGUCCGGCUCCGGUAACCUGUUCAUCCGUAUUCAAGCCCCCGUAGACUACCAAUGGGUCGGUCUCGGCACAGGUGACGAGAUGAGCGGCUCUACCAUGUUCGUCAUCUACCAAGACGGUACUGGUAACGUCACCUUAAGCACGAGGAUGGGUCACGGCCAUGAGAUGCCUGAACAUAGCCGCAUGCGCUCUGUAAGGCUUAUCGAGGGCAGCGGUGUCGUGAACAAGACGAUGGUAGCCAAUAUCCAUUGUGGCGAUCUCGGAAAUAUGCACUUCAAGGGAUCAAAUAACUGGAUCAGUGCUUGGAAGACUGGAAGCUCUUUGCACACGGCUGGCAUUGAUGCCAAUAUCAAAGAACAUGACGGACACAAUAGCUUCUCAGUUGACUUCUCCGAGGCUCAUCUGGUGGCGGGGGGAGAAGGCAAUACCAGCACUAUUCACGGUAGUAUAAUGUCGGUGGUCUUUCUAUUGGGUUACCCACUGGGAUCGCUGUUGAUGCCUAUAAUCGGAAAGUGGUUCAUCCACGCCACCUGGCAGAUGAUCGUCUUUAUCGGCAUGUGGGCUGGGUUUGUUACUGGCAAGUUGGCUGCCGACCGUACCGGUAAUUGGUUUAACGCUCCGCAUGUCAUUAUCGGCACCGUAGUUUGCGGUUUGAUGGUUAUCCAGCCAAUCUUGGGAGGGCUACAUCACAGGAACUUCGUCAAGCAUCAGCGCCGAACAGGCAUCAGCCAUGUUCACAUCUGGUACGGAAGAGCUCUAAUGAUUCUUGGAAUUGUGAACGGUGGGCUCGGCCUGCAGCUUGCUGGUGCGUCCACGAAGCUAAUUAUCGGCUAUGGCGUGGUUGGUCUGACAACAUCCUUGAUGUACACCGCUGGGGCUGUUCGCAAGAUGCUGAGAGGAGCGAAGAAGCAUCAGCAUGAGCCUAUGAAGUACAAUGGCUCUUAUAGCGCGGUGGCCUUGAUUUGA